This is a messenger RNA of Brenthis ino (lesser marbled fritillary), 954 nucleotides long. The record is from the annotation of a GenBank genome assembly. NCBI's taxonomy places the organism in Eukaryota, Metazoa, Arthropoda, Insecta, Lepidoptera, Nymphalidae.
AUGACUGUAAUGCAAGUCAUGAAAAAGAUAAAUAAGAAAAUUCCAGGUAUAAUACCGCCACCACCAAAAACUGAAAUUGACGGUAAAAUCGAAAAUUUAUCAGCAAAAACUUUACCAGAACUAUUAGAUCUUCGAGAUCGUCAGAAAAAACUACUAAAUAAUAAAGCUUUCGUAACUAAACUGGCAGAUAAAGGCGAAAAAAUUCGUGCAUUUUAUGAUAAAGUACAAAGUGAAAUUAAAUCCAAGCAGGAAGAAGAAUAUACAUGCCGUUUAUUUAGUGAUAUGAAACUCCAUAGCAUUGACAAAGAGUCUAUAGCGAAUGUUGAAUGGGAUGGCAAAAUAAAAAGAAAUGAAAAUGUUUACUUAGAUUCUGAUGAUGACAGUGAACCAGAAGAUGUUUUGCAUAUAUUAAGUCAAAGCACUGUGCAAGAGAAAAAAGUCAAAGUAUUACAGCCAGAAAAACCUUUAAUAACUCCAGAAGAUCUUAUGAACAUAGGUGAAAUUGCCCAUGUUAAAAAACUAGUUGAAAAAACUGAAGUCAAUAUGAAACCAAAACUGACUGGUAAUUUUAAGCCAUAUAAGACUACUAUUUCAGAUGUGCAUAAUCCCGCAAAAGAAAUACUUAGGAAAAGAAAUAAGCACUGGGAGGUAACGGCAGCCACUCCUCCACCCAUUGUUCAUGGUCCGGUCAAAACAUUAAAUUUACAAGAAUCUCUAGAUCUUCAAAAGGAAUAUAAUAUUCACUUAAAGGAAGUUGAAGCAAAACAUGCUGCAGAAAAAUUAUUUGCUCGAUCAGGUAUUAAAAUGGCUGCACUUCCCGAGGAUACUAGCAAAUUUGGAAAUUAUAGAACAGCUGAUAGUGAUGAUAGUGAAAAGUCAGAUCUUGAGGAGAGUGAUAAAGAAGUAAUAGAUGAGGAACCAGAAAGAGGAGGUGUUGUGUUUACAGUGAUGAAC